This is a messenger RNA of Choloepus didactylus (southern two-toed sloth), 3294 nucleotides long. It is a transcript of the gene TRAIP, whose product is annotated as TRAF interacting protein. Lineage: Eukaryota; Metazoa; Chordata; Mammalia; Pilosa; Megalonychidae. Bases 1431 to 2834 code for a protein of 467 amino acids. The record is from RefSeq and is a predicted model, not a curated record. The transcript has 15 exons.
CCACCACAACAUGUUCCUCUCCAGCUCCUUGGUAUAGGGGAGAGGGAGUUCUCUGGACUCUAAAAAAUCCACAUGGGUGGCAGCUUCUGGGGUGGUCUUGGGCCAAGAAUACUUUAUGCUGAGAGUUCUAGUUCAUGCUGCUGUUCUGAUGACUCAUGUUGACCGAGGAGCCUUUGUCUUUACUGGGGCAUAGAGCUGGAACCCACUAAGGGCCAGCCACCACAGGGAAAGACCUUGCCCAUAGCCAAAUGGGAUUCCCAGGGCUGAGGAGAGGGUGCAGGGUGGGCACUGCACAAAAGUUCUAUGCUGCCUUGUUAGUUGAUUUCUUUCUUCCUGUGAACACCUGUGCUUUCUACACAGGGCCCAAAGGACUUCGCUCUGGGCCUACUUCAGCUGGAGCAGAUCAGCUUUCUACUAUGGGGUUCUGCAUAAGGUGUCUUCUGAAGGGGAGGGGAAGGAAGAGUAAUACUGCUAAAUACUGUAAGAGUGAAAAUCCUUGGGCCACAAGACUUGCUCCAGCUCAGACAGGCUCAAGGAUGCUGCUCUUUCUCAGGGACAACGCCAAAGAUAAUUUAUCUGAUGUGAGAAUGAGAAAAAGGGCUUCUUAGUUCCUUGUGUUAGUCACUUGUCUGUGAAGCAUCCACACCUCUUAAAUUUCAACCCUCCUGCAGUCCCAAAGACAUAAGUUAUCCUACUGGGAGCAAAGAGCUAAAAAGGCAGGGUAUUGGUCCUAGCAUUUCCAUUCUCAGGCAGGGAUCCUCAUGCCUUGAUUGGAUAAAGCCAGGGUGGGUCUUGGACUGCCCUAAAGGGUUAGUUUACAUGUCCGUCUUUCCAGGACAACCCAGAGCCCCAAGACUGAGAGGGUGGGGCAUUCUUUUGGCCUGUGGGAACCCUGGUUGCCAGUGGUUGGUUUAGCACUGCCCAAAGCACAAGAGUCCCGCUUCCCAUCGGGACCAGCGUCCCAUUCCCCUACCUGCCUUCUCCACCCUCGCAGAAAAGAACGCCCAGGGAGCACAGGGCUUGGGCUUGGGACCACAACGUCCUCCUUUGCCCCAGUUAAAGAAUUAGCCGGCGGAGCCACUGUCUCCCGUCCCGACCCAACGCUGCGUUCUGGCGGUGCCGGCCGAGUCCUCCAAGGAGGCACCACACUGGCCAGAAGCGUGGAGGACCUGAAACAGGCCCAAAUCCCCACUCGGCCCCAGGAUUCUUUGCCGCCUCUUGGCUGCUAAGCCCCGCCCGCACAGAGGGCUCGUCGAAUCCAGGCCUAACCGUUGGGCUACGCCCCCAGCUUCGGUGCGUCAUUUCCGGUAUGCCUCCGGAAGUCGAGCAUUGGAGCGAAAUUUGAAGCUAGCGGGGCCGCGGGGGCACGGCUGCAAAGCUGGACCUUUCGCGGUUUACUUGCCUACCAGCUUCCCUUGAGUCCUGCCACCAUGCCUAUCCGUGCGCUGUGCACCAUCUGCUCCGACUUCUUUGACCACUCCCGCGACGUGGCUGCCAUCCACUGCGGACACACCUUUCAUCUACAGUGCCUGAUUCAGUGGUUUGAGACAGCACCAAGUCGGACCUGCCCUCAGUGCCGAAUCCAGGUUGGCAGGAGAACCAUUAUCAAUAAGCUCUUCUUUGACCUUGCCCAGGAGGAGGAGAGUGUUUUGGAUGCAGAAUUUUUAAAGAAUGAAUUGGACAAUACCAGAGCCCAGCUUUCCCAAAAAGAGAAGGAAAAACGGGACAGCCAGGCCAUCAUCGACACUCUCCGGGACACACUGGAAGAACGUAACGCCACUGUGGAAUCUCUGCAGAAGGCUUUAGACAAGGCCGAGAUGCUUUGCUCCACCCUAAAGAAGCAGAUGAAGUACCUGGAGCAGCAGCAGGAUGAAACCAAACAAGCACGUGAAGAGGCUCGCCGACUCCGAAGCAAGAUGAAGACCAUGGAGCGGAUUGAGCUCCUACUCCAGAGCCAGCGGCCUGAGGUUGAAGAGAUGAUCCGAGACAUGGGUGUGGGACAGUCAGCGGUGGAGCAGCUGGCGGUGUACUGCGUGUCCCUCAAGAAGGAGUACGAGAACCUAAAAGAGGCACGGAAGGCCUCGGGGGAGCUGGCUGACAAAUUGAGGAAGGACUUGUUUUCUUCCAGAAACAAGUUGCAGACAGUUUGUUCUGAACUGGAUCAGGCCAAGUUGGAGCUGAGGUCAGCCCAGAAGGACUUACAGAAUGCUGACAAGGAAAUCAUGAGCCUGAAAAAGAAGCUAACAAUGCUGCAAGAAACCCUGAACUUGCCACCAGUGACCAGUGAAACUGUCAACCGCCUGGUCUUAGAGAGUCCAGCCCCUGUAGAGAUGCUGAACCUAAAGCUCUGCCGGCCAGCCUUCGGUGAUGACAUUGACCUCAAUGCUACCUUCGAUGUGGACACCCCCCCGGCCCGGCCCUCCGGCUCUGGUCCCAACAAGAAGCUCUGCCUGGGAAAGGCACACUCUCCUGUUCAGGAUAUACCCAAGAAGAUGCCCAAAGACCCCAAGCAGGAGUCUCAGCUUUCGCUGGGCGGCCAGCGCUGUGUGGGAGAGCCAGAUGAGGAGCUGGCUGAUGCCUUCCCUGUCUUUAUCCGGAAUGCUGUCCUGGGCCAGAAACAGCCCAAGAGGACCAGGGCAGAAUCCUGUUGCAACACAGAUGCGGUAAGGACAGGCUUUGAUGGGCUUGGAGGCCGAACAAAGUUCAUUCAACCUACUGAUUUGGCUGUGAUCCGCCCACUGCUCGUUAAACCAAAGGCGAAGGCUAAGCAGAGAAUGGGGGUGAGGACAGUUCCCCCUUCCUCCCAGGCCAAACUGGACAUCUUCCUGAGGUAGCCCAGGGGCCCUGGCUCUGGCCUCCUGGAGUUAGGGCAAGAACAGCGUGUCUGAUCAGAGGCCCAGUACAUGGCUCUGACUUGCAGAUCAAGGACUGGCAAGACGGGAUGGCUGGGGGGCAACCCCCAUUGCAAGGCUAGCCUUGAGGGCAGGGGCAGACCCACAGGUGGGGGUGAUAGAAUGGCCCAGAAGCUGCCCAACCUCUGCCACACUGGGCUGGUGGGUGCUGAGGUGACUAGCUCACUCUUCUGGCCAGCAGGGCCUGUUCCUUGUUUCAGGCUCCUGUUCAUAGCCAUGAUCAGAUGCAGCUGGGCCACUUAUGUCCUGAGACCAGGGUUGCUCUUUAACUGUCUGUAUGGACCAAAGUGCUUGAGGCUUCUCAGGCAGCCCUGGGCCAGAGCCCCUGCCUACCUUUGAGUUGCUGCUGGACAUGGUCUGGGCCAGGCAGGGUAGUGGGAUA